AUGGUAUGUCGUGCCGAGUGGGUCAGCCCGCCUCCGCAACGAACUGUCCACUCGGAUGCAACGGCGGGCCCUCAGGCUGUCGUUGAUGACCUGAGUCUGGGCAUCCCUUCGGAAUCUGUAGCCGCCCUCGACACCGCGUUGCUUGCCUGGCUACAGACCCACCAUUACGGACUCAUGGUCCUAGCAACUGCCACUGUGUAUCUAAACGGCGGCCACGCUCUGCACUUCUCCCCCGAUACCCCUCGCGCAAUAUCAAUCUCCGUGCAGCCAAUGCCAAAGGACCUGACCGCCUUGCUGAGCGGCUCAUCCGACGACAACCCGGGCAAGGGCUUCCAUAUUCUCAGCACACUGUCUUUCCCCAGCACCGAACUCCUCGAAGCAUAUGGCCCUGGAUUCAAUUGGGACGAAGCCCAGUCAGCCUGCCAGGUUGUGGAAGGGAAGAUGCGGGAUCUUGCGGGAGACAAUUUUGUGGGAGAUACAGGCUUCUGCGUCCGCGCGUCACCCGCGAUUUUCCAUAUCAAGAACUCUCCAGUCCUGCGCGGCCGGCCUAUCAUGGUCAUGUCCGAGCUGCCCGGCCGUAGCGGUAGUACUACGCUCGACGCGGAAACGCGCGCGAUGCUCGAAGACGUCAGGACGCUCUGCAUCAGCCUCAUGUCCACCGGGUUGGUGAUGCGCAUGAACGACUCGGAGCGCGAGGACGACUUCGCCCCCGAAGUGGGAACCCUUGUGCGCCGGAAGAAGAAACAGUGGGAAUGGGAGCCGAUCCCUAACUGGGACUGGGGCCGUGCGGCCGCGCUGGUUCCGAGAGACCGCAUGAAGACCGAGCUUACACUCGAGGAGCUGUGGGAGAGCUUCUACUUCGGGUGA
Trametes versicolor FP-101664 SS1 is the source of this 867-nucleotide messenger RNA. RefSeq lists its product as uncharacterized. The coding region runs from base 1 to 867 and encodes 288 amino acids. The transcript has a single exon. NCBI's taxonomy places the organism in Eukaryota, Fungi, Basidiomycota, Agaricomycetes, Polyporales, Polyporaceae. The record is from RefSeq and is a predicted model, not a curated record.